Molecule: messenger RNA, 897 nt
Organism: Fusarium venenatum
Lineage: Eukaryota; Fungi; Ascomycota; Sordariomycetes; Hypocreales; Nectriaceae
Source: RefSeq, a predicted model, not a curated record
AUGUCACAUAAUAGCGCAACGGGUCAACAUCCUCAGAGCGAGGAGUUUACACCUCGUAUUAUAUCUACAUAUCUCGAAGGCGAUGAAACCGACUUCCACACCCAGAAUGACCCUGAUCAACCUUUCGAGCGCGAAAAUAUCAUUGAAAGAAGGCACAAAGUCGACGUUCGCUGCCAGCACAAGGACAUCGUUCACGGAUUCUAUUCGGACGAUGACGACUUCGCAGAUCCAUGCAGUCUUCUUGUGUUUGAAUUCGAAUUCAGCCCUAAUGCCACCACACGACGAAUAAAAUCGGCUACUGUGACCAUCACUUUCUCGGCAAAAGAAAAGGGAAACCCCGACCCAGUGGUCAAAGCCAUUUUUCCAAGAGGGACAUUUUGCGUGGAACCAACACCACAAACAGAAACCCUGACUCGAUCAGCAGGAAUGAAUCUGGGCGGUGGUAUCAUGGGCGCCCAGGUUAGUGGAGAGCUGAAAGCUGAAACCACUGUCCAGCGGGAAACCUAUUCCGCUGCGAAAAUCAAGGGCUCCAUUAAUCUGCAGGGCCGUAGUUGGGGAGACAAGAACAGCGUAUCAUGGAUGCUGUGGGAGGACCCUGUGGCCAAAGCAGGGGUCGUCACUCGCAUGCAAGCGCCUGUCUUGCUCAAGCGGCAGGAUAUGUCUCACUUCAAAGCAGUCAUCACCAUCGAGAUCAAAGCCGACACUUUGACCCAACUUGGUUCGGUCUUCAAGACGAACCCAAAAGAUGACCCUGUCUAUUACAACCCUGAUAGGAAGGUGCCUAUGAAAGAUCACCUGCUGGAGUAUGAUAUUGAUAAUCUAGGACGGCAGGAUUUGCAGCCGCUGUCUGAUGUCACGUUGAUUACGGUGCUCAAGGGUGCGGUAAAGGAAAUGUGA